UCGUUCAAUGACGGAUUUAAAAGGAAAAAUCAUUAGCAAAAAAAAGAUUUUUCGUCGAUGUAAUAACACAAUAGGCUGACUGAUUUUAACCUCAUAGAGAAUUUAAUUCUACACAUUCCAUUUUGUUUUAAUUUGGACCGAUACCACAAUGAUGCUUGGUGGUGGAAGCAACUGCUUUGCAGCAUCGCUUGGUCCUGGAGAUAAAAGCAAAGACAGAGUUGUUAUCAACGUUGGAGGGACAAGACAUGAAUGUUACAUCAGUACCAUUCAAAACUUUCCUGACACGAGGCUAUAUUGGAUUGCUGAGACAGCGUUAAAGAUGGCUGAUUUUGAUCCAGAUGGAAAUGAAUUCUUCUUUGAUAGACAUCCAGGUUGUUUUCAAAACAUUCUGAAUUAUUGCCGAACAGGCAAGCUGCAUUGUCCAAAUGAUGUGUGUGGGCCACUGUUUGAGGAGGAACUCGCAUUUUGGGGAGUUGAUGAACUGAUGAUGGAGCCGUGCUGUUGGGGGGCGUACACCCAACAUAGAGAUGCACAUCAAAACUUAAGAAUGUUCGAUGAAAUGCAUGGUGAAGAACAGGAAAGCAGGGACGACAAUAACUUAGAUCCAGACGAGUUAGAGAACCUGAGAAUUCGAAAUGAAAAGAAAGGGAAAUUGGGAAAAUUUAUUUCAGAUGUGAGACCAAAAGUUUGGGCUAUUGUAGAAAGACCAUUCUCAUCGACAUAUGCACAGAUAUGCGCUCUCGUAUCCAUGAGCGUCAUCGUGCUGUCAUUGGCUACAUUCUGUAUGGAAACCAUGAACUAUUUUACCGAACAAAAACCAUUAUUUGAAAGACUCGAGUACAUCUACUGUGCAUUCUUCACGGUAGAGUUUAUAGUCCGAUUCCUCUGCUGUCCAUCGUUGAAGGAAUUUUUUAAAAGCGCCAUGACGUGGAUUGAUUUUGUAUCCACAAUGCAAUUCUAUAUCAGCUUUUUCGCUCACACAAAUGCCUUAGAUUUUUUAUUCGUCUCCAGGCUAAUUCGUAUCUUUAGACUGUUCCGAUUUUUUAAAAAUUUAAGUGGAAUGCAGGUCAUUGGUCAGACGUUAAAGGCAAGUGCGAAUGAGCUGUUUUUAUUGGUUCUGAUAGUCCUGAUCCCUAUGAUUAUUUUCUCGACACUGGUGUACUAUGCAGAACAGGAUACUCCAGACCGUGAUUUUCACAAUAUUCCCGAAACAUUCUGGUGGGCUAUUGUUACCAUGACAACAGUCGGUUAUGGUGACGAUAUCCCUAAAUCAACGUACGGAAAGAUGAUUGGAGCUAUGUGUGCUUGCUCUGGUGUCUUGAUUGUUGCGUUACCUGUCUCAGUGAUCGGUAGCAAUUUUACUCUGUAUUACUCCUACGCUCAAGCAAGAAUGAGAUUACCGAAGAGGCGGAGUCCUGCUUUGGUGUCAGCUGAUAAAGCGUUGAUGAACAGUAACCAUGAACAGGGAGGUCGCGAUCGCGUAGAUUCACAUGUAAGCCCACCAAUGGAAAAGAAAGGCAGAGGACUUGCAGCUCUGGACGCACUAUCAUCCGUAUCAUCAGUACUCGUCGAUAUAGCCGUACCUGCCCGCGAAAAACGAAGACAUGCCCUACAACCUUCCGCAAAUCCUAUUACCAAGGCAAGAAAAGGAAGAUCCCGAAAACACAUCGCCAAAGGCUUAGCAUUGACUGACUUGGUAGGCAUGCAUGCCUCUUCGUGUAGCCCCAAUUUUAUUAGUAACGUACUGCAUGAAAUCGUUGACACAGACGAAGACACAGCUGAGAUGGAACAAGAAAGUGUAGAAAGCCCGAAAAUCAAUCUUAGUGCCAGAAAUAAAAGCUUACCCACGCUACACACUUUUUCUGACUCCUCAGACAGGAAAAACAGAUUUAAAGGAGCAAGCAAUGACGACAUAAGAAGGGUGAAUGAGAUGAAGAUUUUAAGCCAGUCGGAUGACAGCUGGUGUCAUUCAACACCUGGAAACACUAAGAAACGUGUCAUACAUUGUGAUAUUGUCCAGUAUGUUCCUAGGAAAAUUAGUCAUGCCGAAUUAAAAUCUAGAAGAAAACUAAGCCAAACAGCCAAGCCGCAAAAUUUCAGUACAGAUAGUCCACAUGUAGUUAUCACCAAUGGUUUAGAUCAGAGUGUGAAGAGGACAGAGGACGUAAUGAUGAGUCCGUUUAUGGACCCGCGUGAGAGCUUCAGUCCGGUGAUGUCAUCUGAAAGAGACUGCAACCAAAAUUUACCACUUCUGUAGUAUUUACCCUACUUAGCCUACCGGACAAAUUUCGGACAUGAUUAUUCGUCAGGUAAUAUAUUUGCCACCUGGAAACAAUUCCGUUUCUGUUUUGAAACGUCUUGUUUGCGCUUUUUAAGUUAAUUUCUAUUUAAGAAGGUAAAAAGCGCUGAAACAAAUGUAGCAACCUCGUCACCAAGGUUUGGUCUAUGUCAAAGCUGCUAGCGCUUACUUGAUGGCUAAACAAGUUUUUUUGCCGCUGGCCUCGAUGCCAAAAAGGCAAAAGCCCCUGGGGACAAGGUUUCAAAUGUAGACGAAAAGUUUUAAGUCGGUAACACAUAAUUCGUCAGUCAAGUAUUUAGCCAACCCUGAAAAACUACUUAUCUCCACCCUUUUGUCCUUUUUGUCCAAUAAUCUUUAUUUUGGAUGAAAAAUAAAAUGAAUAAAUGUAUAUAUAUAUAUAUUUCCUUAAAAUUUAUGACUUGUAUUUAUUUUCUCUCAUAGUGACGAAAUAAAUAAUACAUAAUA
Hydractinia symbiolongicarpus is the source of this 2764-nucleotide messenger RNA. Its product is annotated as potassium voltage-gated channel subfamily C member 1-like. Gene Ontology annotation, molecular function: protein binding; delayed rectifier potassium channel activity. The record is from RefSeq and is a predicted model, not a curated record. The transcript is spliced from 6 exons. NCBI's taxonomy places the organism in Eukaryota, Metazoa, Cnidaria, Hydrozoa, Anthoathecata, Hydractiniidae. Gene Ontology annotation, cellular component: voltage-gated potassium channel complex; membrane. Gene Ontology annotation, biological process: potassium ion transmembrane transport; protein homooligomerization. The coding region runs from base 149 to 2257 and encodes 702 amino acids.